AAAAUAUAAAAAAUCUUUGGGAAAGUCAAAAAUCACAUGUCUACAACCGAUAUACUCAUUGUUAUGGCGUCUUGCGUGUGCAAUCACAUCUCAACCAUCUUCUUGCUAUUCCUUUUUGAUGUCGUCCUCACGUGGUCAGAUUUCAGACGGUGUAUUUAUUUCUAUAAAUAGGGGAGUUUCUCAUUUGAAUGUAGUGUUUCCUAAAUCUUUCAUAAUAGGAUCUUAAAAACACUUGCUCUUCUCUCCCAGUUCAUAUUUCUUUUUUUCGCCGGCAAUUCCUGUGACUAUUACCCUUCUUUCUUUAUAUCCACGUUCUGUGUAAUCAUUUAAAGCAAUGGCCAGUACUUUUUCUAACCCUGACCGAGUCAUUGGCGCACUGAUGCCGGAAAAUGUUGUGCUUUCCCCAAAAAGGGAGCAAGUUUGGCGGAAGAGGAGAGUUUUCUGACAGUAGAUGAGGUGGUUCCCCCGCCCGGGGAAGGCAAGGACAGACUUUAACAGCACCGCCAAAGAUGAGCCGGAACCCGUGCAUUCUAUGAUGGAUGCUGCGACGCUCGUGGCAUUCAAAGUCAAAUGGAGAAUCCUUGAGCAUAUCGAACUCGUUCCGGCGAGAGGCAAUAUAGUUCACAUACACUGCCCAGGGUACUACGCGUACCCUUUUAUUAUUGGGUACACACUUCCCGUUCCCUCACUAGCAACAAACUUCUACCGCUUCUACGAGGUGUGCCCGGCCCAGCUCACCCCGUACAUAUACAAACUUUUCUUAAUGCUCACCAAGUAUGCAGAGUUGGACAACCGUGGGGUUUCCCUUCAACACUUGCUGCAUAUCUUCGUCCCCAGCUUUCAUAGGGGCACUGUGCUACACCUUCGUCACCGAGGUACUAAGAGCCUGUUGAUCGGAAUGGACAAUAAGACCAAUCGCCGUUUCUGGGAGAGCUUCUUCUAUGUCCGCAUGGAAUAAGUGGUAGGGUCUAACUUCACCGGGUUCCCUGAGACGUGAAAUUUUGCCCCCGAGAGGCUACCCUCUCCGCAAGUUAGCAAUAUUCACGGGUGGAUGAGCUCGAAUUUGCAUCAUACUGUGGGAAUUCGCGCAUGGGCACCCUUCCACGAGAGGUUUGGGCGUAAACCUUCCGCCGGUCAGAGAUGGGUGAGAAGGGCGAGGGCUCGUGCUCUUGCUUUCCGUCAACUGGCUUCUCUUGCUAGGCCCUUACUUCAGGCAGCUAUUGAUGAGGGUACUCGGAAUCGUACUAUUUCACAGAUCGAGCAUGCAUCCAACUUUGGUCGUACCGAGGUUAUUCCUUUGUCAGAAUCUCAGGCCCCCAUUGUUCAUUCGGCGGGCAAACCCUCUCAUAGUGAUGCCUUCGAUCGAUGAGCCCUUGAGGGCUGAUCCUAUUGGGGCGGUUUCUGAAAACGGGAGGGAGGUCGUCCUAGGAGUGGAAGCGUUGCUCGGGUCAGGCACGGAUGGGGUCGUAGUGGCGUCAGGGCAAGGUUCGGUGGCUGCCAUAAUUAUUCUGAGUGGACCCUCAACGUCUCAGCAGGCUCACACUUCUUCUCUAGCCAGUGAGAGGUUGAAGGGCGUGGUGGUGAACGACUAUGAAUCUGAUUCGGACAUUGAUCCUGAGGAUAUGAGGUUGUUCGAAAAAAGCUUUACCAGGGUCGAUAUGAGAGCGGGUGGUCCUUCUCGUGUGCUCGAAAUCUCGUCGAAUUUUAAUCUGUUGGAGAAUACAGUGGAUUUGGUGGAGCAAUUCGACCUUUUAUGUUCCGCCGUUGAAAGCAGGUUUCUUCGGGAGAUUAGCGACUCUGGCUUGUCACGCGGUGUGGCUGGAAUGGCCUUAAGGACUUACAUGUUGGAGAUUGAAAGUGCUUCACGGGCCGAGACGCGAGCCGAAGUCUUUCUGAAGAUGAUCGAGAAAUAUUGUCGGUAUCGUAACAAAUGUAGAGAGAUGCAUAUGCAACUUAGAAUGGGUUGUGAUACUCGGUCUCUCAAGGAGGAGCUAGAGAAAAAGGAUGAGUAACUGGUGCGGUCUAUCCACAGAUGUAGUGAGCUCGAAGGCCUGAUUAGGGUUAAAGACGAGAAGCUCGAGGUGGGCAAGGGUGUCGCGGCAGAGUUCGAGGACCUUCAGGUGAAGGUGUCAUCUUUGCGAGCUGAGCUCGAGCAUAAUGCCACCAAAGUUGCUUGUCUGAGUGAUGAAUGGACCGAAAAGGUAGCCGACUUAGAGAGGAAGGUGAUAAAGUUAGAGAGGUCCAAAGAGGUACAGGUAGCGGCUGCGACGAGGGCAGCGACCCGUGAAGAUACUAUGUGCAUCCUCAGAUCCGAAUGAGAGGCUGAUAGGGAGACAACCACAAUGAAGGAGGCAAGGCUUGAAUAGCGGAUCGGCGAUCUUGAGCGGGAUGCCAUGGAUCUAGGUGACAAAGUGGCGGCUCUUGAAGCUGAGAAGGCGCAGUUGUUGGCUCAGGCUGCCCCAGAAUCCGCCUUUGUUGCUGUCCCUCGCCACUUGUAUGAGAUGUGGGUCCAUGUUGAGGCCCAACGAGAUAUAUAUAAGGAUUUGUGAGCGGCGGUAAAUGUCACUGAGGCCGCUUUUGAGGAUGCUCGCGUGAAGGCGCGCGAGAUUUGCCUCUCCUGUGGCUAUGAUCCCGCAAUACCGGAGGCUGAUGAGGGUGCUAAAGUUGAAGACAGGCUCUCUUCUAAUGAUGAUGGUCCUGGCAGGGAUGAUGGCGGAGAUGCGGCAGAGUGAAGUUUUGUAGUCUUUUGGUACUUUGGUUUUUUUUGUUCUUUUCUUUGAGGUUGCUUGUUGUUAUUGUUUUCUCUCUCUCCUCUUUUUUUGGGGUCCUGUUUUGGCCUCUUGUAAGACGUUGGGAGUAUGUAAAUUUUGAAUAAGAUUUUGCU
Messenger RNA from Nicotiana tabacum (common tobacco), 2884 nucleotides. RefSeq lists its product as uncharacterized. Lineage: Eukaryota; Viridiplantae; Streptophyta; Magnoliopsida; Solanales; Solanaceae. The record is from RefSeq and is a predicted model, not a curated record.